This is a messenger RNA of Cyanidioschyzon merolae strain 10D, 1170 nucleotides long. RefSeq names its product glycolate oxidase, peroxysomal. Gene Ontology annotation, molecular function: oxidoreductase activity; FMN binding. Lineage: Eukaryota; Rhodophyta; Bangiophyceae; Cyanidiales; Cyanidiaceae. The record is from RefSeq and is a predicted model, not a curated record. The coding region runs from base 1 to 1170 and encodes 389 amino acids. The transcript has a single exon.
AUGGUUGAGAAGCCAGCAGUGAAUCCGGCGACACAACCGCUGAAUUUGGCUGAAUAUCACCUGUUCGCCAAGGCCCGGCUCCCCGCUAUGGUCUAUGGCUACUACGCGAGCGGUGCAGACGACGAGCAAACGCUGCGCGACAACGAAGAAGCGUUUCGACGUCUACGCUUCCGUCCGCGUGUGCUUAUAGACGUUUCUCGGGUCGAUAUCACGAAGCAGGUUAUGGGCAUCGACUUGUCGUUCCCGCUGAUGGUGGCGCCGACCGCCAUGCAACGCAUGGCGCACCCUGAAGGCGAGCUGGCAACCGCCCGAGCCGUUGCACGUAUCGGAACGGUGAUGGGUCUGUCAUCCUGGGCAACGACCUCGCUUGAGGACGUUGCGGCGCACGUGCCUGGUCUGCCCAAGUUCUUCCAGCUGUACGUGUACAAGGAUCGGGCGAUCACGGAGCGCCUUGUGCGGCGUGCUGAGCGCGCAGGUUUCCGAGCAAUAGCCCUCACCGUGGAUACGCCGCAACUUGGUCGGCGUGAGGCGGAUAUCAGGAACCAGUUCCAGUUGCCGCCGCACUUGUCUCUCGCGAAUUUUGCCGAUAUGAAAGAUUUUGCGCAAGUGAAGGGCGGAGCAGGCGCUUCUGGCCUGGCAUCCUACGUCGCAUCGCUGAUUGAUGCAUCGCUGAACUGGAACGAUAUCGCUUGGCUUAAGAGCAUCACGAGGCUGCCAAUUCUGCUCAAGGGGGUCGUCACUGCAGAAGACGCCCAGCGUGCGCUGCAGUACGGCGCAGACGGAAUCUGGAUAUCGAACCACGGGGCCCGACAGCUGGACGGUGUAACCGCCACCAUCGACUGCCUCGAGGAAGUCGCGCAGAGUGUUCGAGGUCGCAUCCCAGUUUUCAUCGAUUCUGGUGUGCGCCGCGGAACCGAUGUGGUGAAGGCGCUCGCACUGGGCGCGGAUGCUGUCCUCAUCGGACGGCCCAUUGUCUGGGGCCUAGCAGUUGAUGGCGAAGAGGGUGUCUACCGGCUACUCAGUUUACUGAAAGAUGAAUUUAAGCUCGCCAUGCAGCUGUGCGGGUGCCAGAAAGUUUCCGAUAUUCGGAGAGAUCUCGUCGUUCGGGAUGCGUUUGCCCCGUACGAUGUCCGCCAGAUGCUCUCUGUGAAGAUGCAGAGCAAACUCUGA